GGGACAGCUGCAGUACCGCCGCGGAGCCUCCAGCACAGGGGGCGCAAUGCACCCUCUGAGCCGCUCUGGGCUGCGGCGCUGCAGCUCUAUGAUGCUUUGGAACCAACCAAGUAGGGAAGAGGGGAAUCCACGGACUCGGAACGGCGAAUCCACCCUCAGUGGCACUGCGCGGCCGGGAACGGCACCGAAGAGGCAAAAUGAUAACGGAAUCAAGUUCAGAGUGAUGAAACACAGUGGUCAUGGCCGGAAUAGCCGCUAGGGUGGCCGGUGGUGUGUCCUGAACCCCCCGCGCAGGUGGGAUGAUCCACUUCCCUCCUCCGUGCCGUCAGAUGGUCGGGCCCGGGCGCCGCUGCUGUGGCCCCGCCAGCGCCGGCCCUGCCAUGAACUGCCGCGCCGAGGUGCUGGAGGUGUCGGUGGAGGGCAGGCAGGUGGAGGAGGCCAUGCUGGCCGUGCUGCACACCGUCCUGCUGCACCGCAGCACCGGCAAGUUCCACUACAAGAAGGAGGGCACCUACUCCAUCGGCACCGUGGGCACGCAGGACGUGGACUGCGACUUCAUCGACUUCGCCUACGUGCGCGUCUCCUCCGAGGAGCUCGACCGGGCCCUCCGCAAGGCUGUCGGGGAGUUCAAGGACGCGCUGCGCGGCUCCGGCUCCGACGGCAUGGGGCAGAUCUCCCUGGAGUUCUACCAGAAGAAGAAAUCCCGGUGGCCCUUCUCGGACGAGUGCAUCCCCUGGGAGCUGUGGACCAUCAAGGUGAACGUGGUGAACCUGGCCAACGAGCAGGAGCGGCAGAUCUGCCGCGAGAAGGUGGGGGAGAAGCUCUGUGAGAAGAUCAUCAACAUCGUGGAGGUGAUGAACCGCCACGAGUACCUGCCCAAGAUGCCCACCCAGUCCGAGGUGGACAACGUCUUUGACACCAGCCUGAAGGACGUGCAGCCCUACCUGUACAAGAUCUCCUACCAGAUCACGGACUCCCUGGGCACCUCGGUCACCACCACCAUGCGCCGCCUCAUCAAGGACACGCUGGCGCUGUAGGGCUGGUGUCACCCAGGCAGGGUCACCGUGGGCCGUGGCAUUUUUGGGCCAGUGACUCUGCUUGGAUCCCCUCCUUCUUCACCUGCAGAAAGCCUCUGGGAGGAGCUUGGCUUGGCCUAGCCUGUAAUUUGGAGGUUGCUGCUCCUUGGUUUGUGCCGUGGGGUUUUGUCCAUCCUGGAGAACUGGCUCAGUGGCUCCGGCCUGGCUGAUGACCGGGGUGAGUCCUCAGGGCACGUGUGGCACCAGCCCUGAGUGGAGCAGGGGCCUGGCAGAGGGUGCUGGGGGUCAGGGUGGCACCCCACCCCACCCCUCUGCAGCACACUUGGUGCCACACAGCCAGUGCUGGCCUUGUCCCUUAUCACCACCUGUCCCCAGUGUCACUGCUGUCCCUGGGGGGCCAGAGCUGCCCCAAAAAUAAAGAGUUUCUGCUUUCA
This is a messenger RNA of Passer montanus (Eurasian tree sparrow), 1471 nucleotides long. It is a transcript of the gene ATG101, whose product is annotated as autophagy related 101. Gene Ontology annotation, cellular component: phagophore assembly site. Bases 300 to 1037 code for a protein of 245 amino acids. Gene Ontology annotation, biological process: autophagosome assembly; autophagy. The transcript is spliced from 3 exons. NCBI's taxonomy places the organism in Eukaryota, Metazoa, Chordata, Aves, Passeriformes, Passeridae. The record is from RefSeq and is a predicted model, not a curated record.